Molecule: messenger RNA, 2935 nt
Organism: Exophiala xenobiotica
Lineage: Eukaryota; Fungi; Ascomycota; Eurotiomycetes; Chaetothyriales; Herpotrichiellaceae
Exons: 2
Coding region: 115-2289 (724 amino acids)
Cellular component (GO): HULC complex; nucleus
Molecular function (GO): ubiquitin protein ligase activity
Source: RefSeq, a predicted model, not a curated record
UGAUCACUCCGCAAAACUACAAUCACCACGACGGCUUUCAUUGUCUUUGUCAACUUGGGCACCUUCGAGGACACCUUUCACCUAGAAGCCCGGCCCUUUCGCUGAUCAGGACUGAUGACGGCCGUCGAAUCUCUCCCCCUUUCCUUCCCUCAACAGAGCCUAGUCAAGAUGGAAGAGCGCAAAAGACCCAGUCCAUAUGACCAAGUCGAUUCAGCUCCUCCGUCUAAGAAGCUGGCAACCGCUGCCAACGGCGCGUCCAAGUCCCAUAAAGAUGACGACAUGCCUUGGAAGGAUGAUCUCGAGAGGUUCCAAAAAGAUGCGAUUUAUCGGCAGAUGCAAGAAUACAAGAGGGAGAAAAAUGCACUUGAGUCACAAUUAAAAGAGAUGCGGAAAAAGAGCCGAUAUCAUGAUGAUCAUCUGCGGAUCAUUGAUUCUUGGUUUCAACAAGUGAUUGAUGAGGUCAAGGUCAUUGUUCAAGGGGAUGAUGAUAUAGAUAUGGAUUCCUCGUCUCUGCCGUCGUCUCUGCUCUUUACCGAUCAAGAACAAUUCGAACAACAUCUGCAGAGUCGUACCAAAGAAAUCAAAGCCGUGAUAUCAAGGUUAUUUGGUCCCAACAAAUCCAGUUCUCCCGAUGUAACGGAUUUACAAUCAAGGAUCUCCCGGUUGCUUGCCGCAGAAAAAGGUCACGUGGUCGAAUUGUCACGAUUACAGGCCGAGAAGGAGGACCUCGAGGCUCGAUUAGAAAAUGCUUCUCUAAGGUACAUGGUCGCCGAGAAGAAAAUCGACAGAGCCAAGAGUGUCACCGUUGCAAAACUCGAGAAACAAGCUCUGCUAGGCGCAACAAGACCUCCAGCUGAAGAAGGCGGUUCGGUCAAGCGGGAGGAGAGUGUGGUCAACGGAACGACUGACAACGCAGAAGAGCUUGCGGAAUUGGAGACACAAUUGAACAAAACCGUGGCAACUUCUGAGAAACAGAAAGAACAGCUGGAAAGACUAGAAGAAGAAAACGCCAAAUUAAAUGCACAGAUCACGGAGUUGACCACAAAGUCGAUAAUCUUGACGGACGAUGAUUAUGCCAAAACGGAAUUGUUCAAGCAGUUGAAAUCGCAACACGAAGAUGUCAUCAAAAGAAUUAACAACCUCGAGGCGACGAAUGCUGAACUUAAAGAGGAAGCGACCAAACUGCGAUCCGAAAGAACGACCUUCCAGCUGCAGAUUGAAAAUGAGAGUCGAGUCGUUUUGCACGAGAAGGAGUCCCUUCUUGCAGCCUCAGAGGCUAAUCUGGCACGGAUCCGACAUAACCGGGACGAAUUGUUGGCAGAUCAAGCGAUCAAGAAAGCGACACUAGAACAGGAUCAAGAAGCCAUGAGGAAGAUGAAGGAAUUGUUCGCAGCUCUAGAAGACCAAAUCCGGGCACUCGAAUCGAAAACUGAACGUUUAACCGAAGAGUCCAACACAAUGGCCGUAGAUCAUCCGGAAUUGGAUAGCCUGAGCAUCGAAGAUUUGCGGGCAAAAUACAUGGAACUGGACAGAAAGUACAAUCUGUUGAACGUUGAAUUGUCAUCAAUGUCCACGGCAUUCCAGAAGACAUCCAAAAUCGCGACUCAAAAAGUGACGGAAUUUGCUGCCAUGGAAGAAAGAGUCCUGCGAUUGUCGGCAGAGAAAGCUAAGGCGGAUCAGAAAUUCUUUGCGGCAAUGAAGAGCAAAGAAACUCGAGAUUCUGAAGUUCGAACGUUGCGAAUGCAGAAUUCCAAGUCGGCAGAGGCUGUUUCCCAGCUCAAGGAAGCCGAGAACGCAAGUCGAGCUUUGUUGGCUACCAUGGAGAAGCAACUGGCUGAGAUGAAGGAUGCGUUGACACAUAAGACGAACGAGCAUCGGACCGUUCAGCAACAGAAUAUCACCCAAGGUCUAGAGGUUUCAAGACUGAAUUCGCAAGUCAACGAGUUGAAGAACCAAUUGACGGCCAAAGAUGACAAAUUGGGUCAGACGUCCAGUUUAUGUCGGGCUGUCGAACUUGAAGUCGAAGAAACAAAGGCUUUGCUGAAGGAUAGCCGGAGGAAUCUCGAGCUGUGGAAGAGCAAGAGCGGCCAAUCCGAGCAGUACGAGAUUUUGCGGCAAUUUGCAUAUUGCAAUGUUUGCAAGAAAAACCUGAAGAACACCGUCAUGAAGACCUGCGGUCAUACGUUCUGCAACGAAUGUGUCGAGGAGCGUAUGACUUCGAGGUCGAGGAAAUGUCCGAAUUGCGGAAAAGCCUUUGGCAGCAAUGAUCACAUGCGGAUCACACUCUGAACCAUGACGACCUCCAACACUGUAUCCAUAAGCAUCGUCAACAGCACCCGUGCUCAGGAUCUCGCGUGUCGAGCUGUGCUCCAAUCCGCGCCAAUGUGGGGAGAUUUCGAGCCUCCUUUUUUGUACGACUAUCAAUCAACCUUGCUUCGGUUCUCGACGCAUAUGGCCUGAUGAAAUGGGCAAGCCAAUACCUCAGGCUUCGAAGAUCAACUGUUGGAAAUCGUGGUGAAGAUAGCGGUCUCCAGGAAAGAGACUAUACGAGCGCCUGCCUUGUGAGACGUGUGGUGUGCAUGGCGGAGCGGGUUUAUACCGUCGUGGAGACUUGAGCGGCGAACGGUCUGCUAUAACUUCCCAUGGAUGGCGGAUGGGCUUUCACCUGUUGAAGAAACGACGGCUGGCCUUGAUCGCCUGCCUUGUCAAAUGAGCCUUUUGAUACCCAAACAACCCCCUCCCGAUGCCGAACGAGUGUCGAGUCCUUGUUGCAGCUGGCAAUUAGAGUCCAACACCAGGCUAGUGAGGCCAUCACCACUCAUCCAAGACGAAGUAAUGUCGUGGCUCAUAGACAGAGCCUGGCUGGAGAAUGGCUGGUAGAUAGCCACCAUCAAAUGAUAACAAACUUCUCCGUGCUCUUUUGUGCGACAAAUGA